This is a messenger RNA of Hyposmocoma kahamanoa, 1053 nucleotides long. It is a transcript of the gene TfIIEbeta, whose product is annotated as general transcription factor IIE subunit 2. The record is from RefSeq and is a predicted model, not a curated record. Gene Ontology annotation, biological process: transcription initiation at RNA polymerase II promoter. Gene Ontology annotation, cellular component: transcription factor TFIIE complex. Lineage: Eukaryota; Metazoa; Arthropoda; Insecta; Lepidoptera; Cosmopterigidae. The coding region runs from base 83 to 961 and encodes 292 amino acids. The transcript is spliced from 7 exons.
UACGCCUUUCGCCCAGAAAUAUCAAAGUCGGAGGACGCAUCGCCGCCAUAUAAGUUUUAAGUGCUAGCUUACGGAAAUUAAAAUGGAUCCAGCCUUGCUUAGAGAACGUGAAGCUUUCAAAAAGAAAGCGCUCGCGACGCCCAGUAUAGAAAAGAAGAAGAAAGAUGACUCUCAAUUUAAAGAUGACAACAAGAAGAAAUCCAAGUCCAUCAGCUCUACCAGUUCAGCACCCAAACUUGAUGCCUCCACUUAUAAAACAAUGUCAGGUAGCUCUUCAUACCGGUUUGGUGUCCUAGCUCGUAUUGUACGACACAUGAGGGCACGACAUCAGGAUGGCGAUGACCAUCCACUCACUAUUGACGAGAUGCUGGAUGAGACCAAUCAGCUUGAUGUUGGGAAUAAAGUUAAACAAUGGCUACAAACAGAGGCAUUACAGAGCAAUCCUAAAAUAGAAUGUACUCCAGAUGGAAAAUAUAUAUUUAAGCCUGUAUAUAAAAUUAAGGAUAGGAAAUCUUUGCUCAGAUUAUUAAAACAACAAGAUCUCAAAGGACUAGGAGGGAUCCUUCUAGAAGAUGUACAGGAAUCUCUACCUCACUGUGAGAAGGCACUAAAAAAUUUGGCUCAAGAGAUUCUGUACAUUACCAGGCCUACAGAUAAGAAGAAAAUAUUAUUUUACAAUGAUAAAACUGCCACAUUAGAUGUCGAUGAAGAAUUCGUGAAACUAUGGCGAGCGACAGCAGUGGACGCGAUGGAUGACGCCAAAAUCGAGGAAUAUCUAGAGAAGCAAGGCAUUAAAUCUAUGCAGGACCAUGGCCCUAGGAAGCCGAUAGUGCCUAAGCGAAAGAAAGUAUCACAAAAGAGACGUCAGUUCAAGAAGCCCAGAGACAAUGAACAUUUGGCCGAUGUGCUCGAGACUUAUGAAGAUAACACGUUGACUCAGAAGGGAGUGGCCAUCAAAUAAAGAGUUGUAAACUAAUCAAAAUUUGUAUAUUAUUUAAACUAUUGAUUGUAAACACAAAGUUAAAUGGCGGACAAACAGUGUUGGGGACUUCA